Molecule: messenger RNA, 3148 nt
Organism: Sander lucioperca (pikeperch)
Lineage: Eukaryota; Metazoa; Chordata; Actinopteri; Perciformes; Percidae
Product: zinc finger protein 540-like
Exons: 5
Coding region: 312-2132 (606 amino acids)
Cellular component (GO): nucleus
Source: RefSeq, a predicted model, not a curated record
CCUUUCCCUCCUGUUGAGUGGUGAAAAUGGCGUAUGGACACAUCUUACGGUGUGAUGGCUACACAUUGACUAGCUAACUAACAAGAAACAAAUACAUCUUAGAUGUUAGAUGUGGAUGAGCCGGUUUACUGUUAACGUAGCUAGUAAAGCAUUUGCGGUCCAGACGAAAUUAAUUAUCGUAGACGAAUUACAGGAGUUCUCCUUGUGCCGAACGGGAGUAAGUGAUAGUGGGAAGUAAAAGGACCAGUACAGCAUCACACAAGACUUUCCAAUUGAGGACAUCUGUACGCAGCUGCCAGCCAUCUUCAAAGAUGUCUGAAUAUCUGACGAGAGGGUUUAGGGCCCAGCUGACCACAAGCAUGGACUCAGUCCUGAGGAGAGCUGUGUUUGAAAUAAUGAUGAUCUUUGAGAACAGCGUACAUGACCAUCAAAAGGAGCUGGCGCAGAAAGGAGAAGAGAUUGCUCACCUCAAAAUAAAGUUACAGAGAGCAGAGAUCAAGCUGAAAGAAAGUGAAUGUGGAGGUGACAGAGCGGCGGACAUGAGUAAAUUUACGAUCAAUGAAACGCAAAGAGACCCUGAAGAUGUUCUGACCGUCCCUGGACAAACGUCUGAUGUUCCUGAGAUUGAUUUUGAAGUACCUGACGACUGGUGUGCUCCCCUGGGCUGCGAGACUGUGACCAAGCAAGAAGAAAGCGUGUGUCCCAGCGUAAGACUGCGACAGCUGUCCAUUCCACUGUGGCCCAUUCCAAUCAUCAAGCAGGAGGUGGUUGACCGUGACAUUGAUGACUCUCGCCAGCAAACAAAGGGUCUCAGACGCUCCAGGAGAGGUUCCUCAUUAAACGAGGGGCACAAACACAUGCAGGACAGAACCUUACCAAUGCGCGGCCGAGGAACUCGACGUCCACCAAUGAGAAACGACAUGAGACAAUUGCUCCAAGAUAUCAAACAGGAAUAUACUGACCUGACAGGCAAUACAGGUCUUAGAGGAAGAGGGAGAAAUGUAACAGGAAAAGAGCAAGAAAAUACAACGAAGAGCAAAAAAGUGAAAAGAAAAACCGCAGCAACUGAGUCUCGAGAAAAGGAGACGGUGAAAAAUGAUGGUGGUGAAAAGAGGUACUCCUGCAAGUUUUGUAAGAAAGUAUUUGAUACACAGUUUGGCCGAAGUGUGCAUGUACGAUCACACAAGAAGUGUCGAGGUUGCAAAAAAGAAUACCGUUUUCCAAGUGCUCUUCAGUUGCAUAAACAAACUUGCAAAAAACUCAAGCAAUUGUUGGCAAAACAAGCUCAGUCCAGUAACCCUCCAAAACUUGAGUCCUGUGAUGAAGAAAACCCGACUGCACCAAGCAAAAAACAGCUGAUCGAUGAGAAGGAAAGCACACCUUUCUCUAGCAACAUUAGUGAAUCAUCUAUCCAGAAAGAUGGGUCCACCAAAAAACACUCCUGCGUAUACUGUAACAAGACCUUUCAUAGACGUUCGAAGCUGAAAGAGCACGUGCGUGUUCAUACUGGUGAGAGGCCAUUCCCUUGCGACAUGUGCUCAAAGAAAUUCCGCGUUAAUCAGGCACUCAAAAAGCACAUCAUGAGAAUCCACAAAGACCAAAUGAAUUCCAGUGAGACAAAUGAAAACGCUGCAUCGACCAAGCCCUUAGAGGAGACUGAAGAUGAUCAAGAGGAUUUGAUGUCUCCAAAGAAAGACACAAGUCUGGCAAUCAACCAUAACAAUGUCCAGAGAGAUUGUAGUUCAGACACGAGGCCGAGUUCAGGAUGGCAAACAAUGGGCAGACGCUGCUCUGAUGGUUUCGUCUGCUUAUUGUGUCAGAAGGUCUCGAAAAGCAAAUACCGGUUGAUUGAACACUUUCGCACCCACACAGGAGAGAAGCCCAUCAAAUGUGAGCUGUGUCCUGCAGUGUUUCGUUUUCGUGGACAGCUAAGCUUACACAAGAAAAAGUGCCGUCAGCCUACGGAAGGGACCCAGUGUGCGAAGUGUGAGAAGAUAUUCCGCUCACAAGCAAAGUACAAUAAGCAUGUGUCUAAGUGUCGGCAGGACUUGCCUAUUCUCUGCAAGGUUUGUGGAAAAGGCUUCUUCUAUAAGGGACGCCUUGAGAACCAUAUGGAGCGUUACCAUAAGUAAGCCAGUAUACAGUUAGCAUUGCCUAUCUGUGGACACUGGAUGUUAUUUAUGCUCUUACUGAUUGAUGGUGGGGUUUUCCCAGCAGUUAACCUUCUUCGUUUCUGUUAUUUUCUAUUUUGAGAUUAAAUAAUAUAAUUAUAUGAAUUACAUCAGUAUUCCCCAUCUGGCAAAUUCUAAAACUGUACUGUAAAACUAGUAAUACAAAAUCUGGUGUAGUUGGCAUUGUCAUUUCAAUCUAAAAUAAGAGCCCAGAUGUAAAACAUCAGUGUCUCUAUCCAUUUAAUGAGGGGUCAGGUCCACCACCAAGCACCCUUUUUUUACUAUCAUCAUUUAUUUGUUUAAAUGUAAUUUUAUAUUGAGAUAGUGACACUGAUAUAAAGGGUGCUUUUGGCUGAUUCGGUGAAUACCGAUCAGUUGAAGGCCAUGUAAAUGCAAUAUUGCCUUAAAGCAAACCACCUCUUUGACUACAGUAUUAGCCGCAAUGGUCUAAUAGACACUAAAAGAGUGGCCUCGGUAGAAGCUGUAUAAUAAAAUCUCCCCUUGUUGAAAAUCUGUUAUCUUACAUUACACAAUAUAUCAAAACCACCAACCCUGUUUUUGUAUUUACUGAAGGUAAAUGUUCAGUUAUUUGCACGUAUUUGUCUACUGUUUGCCUUAAUUACAGAUUGAGCUGUUUAGCAUAUCAAGUCUGUCAUUCAAACAAUGAUUCAGAUCACCCCGGAGUGUCUGAAUACGUGAACUCUUGAGGACUUCUUACUUUCAAAGUUAUGUUGUUAUUUCAUCUGAUGCUUGAGUCCUGAAACAAGCCUGAACAAAAGUGAACAUAUUUUACGGUUUCAACUGUUCCAACGUUUUGUUUUUUUUUAUUCUGUAGGGGUUGUAUUCAUUGAUCCACAUGGAGACAAUGAUUUAGAUGGUUUACAAGCCUACGCUUCUGUAUCUUCUUUAAUAAUGUAUUAUAGUGUAGCUAGACUUACACAUUGUCAACAUUUCCCCAAUAAAAUCCAUACUUUAUA